AUGACGGAUCCCCCCGUUACAGCCAGCCACUUUAACUGGGGCGAUCCAGUUGCUCCAGAUGGCUCCCUCCCUCUUGACUAUUUAAUGGGAUGGCUCAAGACCAACCUCACCAAGUAUCGGCAAGCUACUGACAAGCAGGAGGCACUGAGCCCGCUGUGUCGUGAGCUAAACGAGCACGGCGUCAAAUGCUCUCUGGCGAAUAGCGUAGUGGAACUCGAGUGUUUGACUCAUACUGCGUGGCGCACCCGCACGUGGAUCACACAUGCCAUGUACGAGAGUGAUCUGUUUGAAAGCUACUUUGACGGAGAAGAGCCUGAACUCGUGCGAAGUCAUCGAGAAUUUCACAUGCGUGGGUACAUUGCAACAAUGUAUUAG
This is a messenger RNA of Phytophthora nicotianae INRA-310, 375 nucleotides long. RefSeq lists its product as hypothetical. The record is from RefSeq and is a predicted model, not a curated record. Lineage: Eukaryota; Oomycota; Peronosporomycetes; Peronosporales; Peronosporaceae. Bases 1 to 375 code for a protein of 124 amino acids. The transcript has a single exon.